Mercenaria mercenaria is the source of this 9628-nucleotide messenger RNA. RefSeq names its product tetraspanin-4-like. The coding region runs from base 215 to 1039 and encodes 274 amino acids. The transcript is spliced from 10 exons. Lineage: Eukaryota; Metazoa; Mollusca; Bivalvia; Venerida; Veneridae. Gene Ontology annotation, cellular component: membrane. Gene Ontology annotation, molecular function: zinc ion binding. The record is from RefSeq and is a predicted model, not a curated record.
CGUCCCAAGAUACCUCCACCAUUAGAGAGUUUCAAACUUCAAAGUUAGCGGUUGCGAACACGGGACAAGAUACAGUGUAGUACAGUUAAUUCUGACUAGCAAGAGAAAUCUUUCGUCGGUUGUAUGUCCCCUUCAGGUCUCUGUGAUAAAAAAAAUAGAGAAGAGAAAUAAAGAUUGACAAAGAGUGUCGUGGUAUAACUAGAGACUUGUCAAGAUGUGCCUCUCACAGGCAGGCCUCAAGGCCUUUCUUCUAGUUCUCAAUGUUCUCUUCUUCCUAUGUGGUGGUAUAGUGAUGGGGAUAGGUAUCUGGGCUGUGGCAGACAAGAUUUAUAUCUCAGACGUGAUUGGGAGCUCCUUGUUCAAAUCUGCGGCCAUAUUGAUGGUCAUUUGUGGUGUAUUUCUCGUCCUUCUCUCAUUCCUCGGAUGUGCAGGAGCCCUCGCUCAGAAAAAAAUCAUCGUCAUUGUGUACGUUAUUUCGCUAGCUAUUGUGUUCAUUGUGUUGAUGUCUGCUGCCAUUGUUGCUGCAGUGUUCCAAGAUGAUAUUGAAUCAGGAAUGAAAGAAAAAAUGAGAAGAGGCAUCAGGGAACAAUACGGCUACAACACAGCAUAUGUUGACGAAAAUCGAGACUUGACGGAAUCGUGGGAUCUUGUUCAGACCAGGUUGACAUGUUGUGCUGUAGACGACCAAGGCUGGGGACUGUAUCAACAGUCAAGAUGGUUUCAGCAACAGUUCAACGAGUAUGAUAGAAAGUUUGUGCCACCAAGUUGCUGUAUAUAUGAAGGUCGUCUAGAUCAGUAUGUAAACCUGUUUACAUGCCAGGCAUUUGCGGGUGGUCCGCCAAGGUUCGGUGGCGGUGGUUUCAAUAAUGCUCUCCAUUAUCAGGGAUGUUACACGGCAGCUAGAGACUUUAUUUCCAAGCAGGCAGAUAUCAUAUUGGGUAUUGGCUUCUCCUUCUGCGUCUUCUUGAUUGCAGGGAUAGUCGUUGGAAUCAUGUUCAUCCGUAAACUAUCUGACGAGGGCUCUGCCGACUUCAGAUGAUGAGCCACAUCAGGGGAGAGAAUCAAUCUUAGUAUUUUAUUAAGUGCAACGGCCAUGGCAGUGUAAUAGCAUCUCAUUAUUGUAAAAUUAGUGGACACUAUGACAUUUAUUCAUGUAAAUUUACCCUUUUAGGACAUUUACAACAUUUAUUCAUGUAAAUUUACCCUUUUAGGACAUUUACAACAUUUAUUCAUGUAAAUUUACUCUUUUAGGACAUUUACAACAUUUAUUCAUGUAAAUUUAUUCUUUUAUAAGAUAUAACAUCCUGAAUAGAUACUGUUAAAUGUUGUUUUUAGGGCACAUUUGGAAUGUCAGGCAUGGAGGAUUUUGACUUCGUUUCAUGAUCUAAGACCAGUGUAAAUGUUUCUUUUUACAGGAUAAUACAUAAAAUAUGCCAGUAUUUGCACACUGUUUCUCCUGUUCCAUCAAAGGUCUUAUAAAACAUUUUUGUACAUUUUUAUGCACCUUGUGUCAAAGGUGCAAAAGGCAUAUAAUUAUGGUGUUUGAACUGUCAGACUUAUUUCUUUGUUGUUAUGAAUAAAGUGCUGUUCUGUUCUGUUCUGUUCAUUCCAUCUGUCACACUUUCUUGUGUCUUCCACUCAUCUUACAGUUUCAAACAAAAUUCAGAUGACACUUGCACUGUUCAUGCUCACCAACUGGCAUAUUAUCAGGACUUUCAGUUUUGAUAUUUUUUUUAGUUAUUCCCCCUUUUUGGACUUUUAGCUCUGUUUUGGAUCAAAGUUAAGUAAAUUCAUAUUUAUAAGGAGACAAACGUCUAUGGUCAGUUGUAUUUAUUUGGGUUUCAGAAAUGGAGAUAUUAUAUUAUUUAAUUAAAAAAUUUUCUUUUUCAACUUUAUUAUCUAUGAGAUAGGGCAUGUAUUGUAAAGCAUGGAGUAGGUUCUGUGAUAAAAGUAGCGAAAUUACAAGAAAUCUAUGUUAGUCCUCCUGCUGAUAAGGUAAUGAACUAUUCUAUCCUAUGUAAUGGAAUGAUUCAUUUCAAGUUUUAGGAAAGGACAAGUAUAGGAGUGAAAAUUUUUUGCCAUCAUUCCGACUUUAUCUAGUCAUUACAACCUACCAAAAAAAAGAAAAUAUGAACUGUCAGAGGGGGUUAAAGUUCUUCUUGUAAUACUUGUUAGAUGUGAAAGAUCUCAGCAUAAAAUUUAAUAUUGAACUCAAAUUGUUUUUUUUUGUGUUAAAAUGCUUCAAAAAAUGUCAGUCAUUGACUGUGUAGUGCUGUAUUAAUGCUUGUAGACACAUUUGCUUCAAAUACUCUAUUGUAAGUUUAAUAGUCUACAUGUAUACCUUGAACUAAGUCUUGUGCUAAUGAUGGUAAAUAUUAACAGUAAAUAUUAUGUAUGUUAAAAAAGAAUGUGCAAGUAAUGGUCGAGGUAAAAUUUUAAUCUACUCUUUACUCAUGGUUUUAUGACUAGUCGUAGAACUGAAGUAUUUGAUUGGCAGAUUCUUAGCACAGUCUUGAAAUUGCCCAAUGACAUUGUUGCUUUUUAGACUGGUCUGCAAUUCUAAACUGGUCUCCAAAUAUUAGACUGGCCUCCAAAUUUUAGACUGGUCUUCAAAUUUUAGACUGGUCUCCAAAUUUUAGACUGGUCUUCAAAUUUUAGACUGGUCUCCAAAUUUUAGACUGGUCUUCAAACUUUAGACUGGUCUUCAAGCCCAAUUUUGUAACAUCAAAACCUGACUCAACUAUGGAAUGUGCAGAUAUAUAAAUGUAAAGUGCAACGAAUUUAGCUCGACAGGUUGAUGUAUUCGUUUACUUAAUCGGUAUAUUGUAACAUGUAAACACUCAUCAGUUAGGUCAUUUUCGGUAAUUGUCAUCAAUUUGUAUUCUAUCAAAUUUUAUAGUGGUGUUAUGCCAAUUUAACAUAUUCCCUUAUUAAUGCACCAGGGGCAAAAGAAGACAUUUGUAAAGGCUCUAAAAAUGGAAUAUUUUUUUCAUUUUUUUAGUAAAAAUAAACUAUAAAUGCAACCUAUCAUGAAGGAAUUUUAACAGUUUUAGCUCUACCAUACCGCUGGUAUUCACUUAUGGCCUAGAUUAACUUAAAAGUUUUUUUGUUGUGUUUUUAAAGUUGAAGGGGGCGUGUCUAUUAGGGGAAGGGCAUUAAUUAGAGAAUAUAUGACAUUUUUAUUCAAUUUUUAGAGUUAAUUUUUCAUUUAUUAUCAUUUUCACAGAGCAAUAAAUUUUUAAAAAUCUGCAGUUAUACAGAUAAUGCCAGCCAUUAAAUGACUGAAAUACUGUUGAAAAAAAAUGGCAAUAAACCCAAAGUUGUACAUAACCCCUCUGAAUUGGAAACCCAAGCAAAACUUAUCUUUACCUUUAGACCUGAAGGUUUUCAAUAUGUAGGGGCUCCACUGAAUAAGAAUGAGAAAGGAAAAAUUAUUUUCAGUAUUCAGAGGUUGUGACGUCCCCGUUAUUCAGGAAUAACAGUGUUGUAAUGCUUUAACUGUUGUGAAAAAUAGUUGAUUUUUUUUACACUUGCCAUGCAAAUUUAUGUCACCUAGAUUAGUCAUAUGUGUUGAGGUGUUACUAGGUGUUUUGAUGUCAGUGUUUACAGUAGUUGUGUAAGUUUUGUGUAACUUUGUAUUCUGAAUACAUGUAACGUUCUUAAAUUUUUAUACAUUUAUGUUACGUGUAUGUUAGUUAAUAGAUUCUUUGAUCAGGCUGUCAUUAUAUUUUGUCAUAGGCUAAUGAUUUUUGCGUUUGCUCUGUCAGUUAGAAAAAUGAAAUAUUUACUUUCUUUUGAUUAAUUUUUCUGUGUACCGUAUCAGUGAGACACAUUUGAUUCCUUUAGCUUGCAUGACUAAUUUUUUCUUGUGAGACAUAUACUUGAUUUGUAUACUUUGAAAUAAGGUGAAAGCUUUAAAACAUAUAAUAUGCAAAAUAGUAAUGGAACAGAAAAGAAAACAUUAUUACAGUGUAUUUGUAAUUUAAAGGUAUGGUGUUUGAAUCUCAGGUUUUUUAUUUGUGAUUAGUUGUGAAAUAGAAUUUUUAGACCUAUAUUUUUUUAGAAUUCAAUGGAUUUCAAGAAUUUGUACAUAAGAAUGAUUUUAAAAGUCAGUAUUUUAAUAUACAUGUGCUUAAUUUUUAUCUUAUUAUUGACAGACGUGCCAUUUCUAGAUUUUCUUAGUAGAAUUUUAUGGUCUAUGAACUGUCAUCUAGAUACUUGAUUUUCCGAAGACUGAUUCAUAUUUUACUCCAAUUCAUAUAAUUGAUUUAUUAAUAAACAUUGGUGUUGUUGUUUUUAGUCUUGCUUUGUAAGCUGUAUCUCAUGUCUUCUGAUUGCUUUCAUUGUUUCUAUAUGUGUUUUUUUUUUCAAAAUCUUUAGGGCCUUAAACACGUGGACAUUUUCUGUACAGUUUCUGUAAAAAACACAAUUUCGUUAUGAAAGAAGGGUACUUGACUACUAAAAUGUUAGCAUAUCUUGAUUUGCUCAAUUUCUGGUAUUUAUACAAUUUGAAACAUGUCCAGAUUUCUUUGUAGAUAUUGCUUAACAUCAUUUAUAGUGUGCUUUUCUUGCUGAAACUUUGCCUGAGACUUGUGUUAGUAGUCAAUUUCCUCUGGCUUGUUGAAGGAGGCUCCGUGAACUCAGUGUCAAGUAACAUCAUAGUGAACAUCAAAGUGAAAAAAAUAUUAUCAAAGUUCACAUUUAAAUAUCAAUAUUUUUUAACAUUUUUCAAGAUGAUUGAAGAAUAGCUAACGAUGUACCACAUAAGAAGUAAUGACCACUCGAAAUGAGACAGAAAAUGGCAUCUAAUGUAUUUCUCUCUAUGUUUAUUCGAUUAUGAUUUUUUAGCUCGACUAUUCAUAGAAUAGUAGAGCUAUUGGACUCGCCCAUGCGUCGGCGUCCGCGUCCGCGUCGGCGUCUGCGUCGGCGUCCGCGUCCGCGUCCCGAUUUGGUUAAGUUUUUGUAUGUAAGCUGGUAUCUCAGCAACCACUUGUGGGAAUGGAUUGAAACUUCACACACUUAUUCACUGUGAUAAACUGACUUACAUUGCACAGGUUCCAUAACUCUGUUUUGCUUUUUUACAAAAUUAUGCCCCUUUUUUGACUUAGAAAUUUUUGGUUAAGGUUUUGUAUGUAAGCUGGUAUCUCAGUAACCACUUGUGGGAAUGGAUUGAAACUUCACACACUUAUUUACUGUGAUAAACUGACUUACAUUGCACAGGUUCCAUAAUUUUAUUUUGCUUUUUUACAAAAUUAUGCCCCUUUUUCGACUUAGAAUUUUUUGGUUAAGGUUUUGUAUGUAAGCUGGUAUCUCAGUACUCACUAAUGGGAAUGGAUUGAAACUUCACACACUUGUUCACUGUCAUGAUCUGACAUGCACAAAGCAGGUCCCAUAACUUUAUUUUGCUUUUUUACAAAAUUAUGCCCCUUUUUCAACAUAGAAAUUUUUGGUUAAGUUUUUGUAUGUAAGCUGGUAUCUCAGUAUCCACUAAUGGGAAAGGAUUGAAACUUCACACACUAGUUCACUGUCAUGAUAUGACAUGCAGUGCAAAGGAUCAAUAACUCAACUUUGCUUUUUACAAAAUUAUGCCGCUUUUUCAACUUAGGAGUUUUUGGGUUAAAUUCUUAUAUGUAAGCUGGUAUCUCAGUACCCACUAAUGGGAAUGGAUUGAAACUUCAUACACUUGUCCACUGUCAUGAGCUGAUAAGCACUUUGCAGGUUCCAUAACCCUAUUUUACUUUUUUACUAAAUUAUGCCCCUUUUUCGACUUUCUUAUUCAUUCAAGCGACAAGGCUGUUAAAUAGUCGAGCGUUGCUGUCCUCCGACAGCUCUUGUUACUUUAUCUUGAACAAACUUUCAUUCAUACACACAUCCACUGACAAGUACAUUUCGAAAAUUAUAUAGUUUGUACGGUAUUUCUUGAUUUAUUUACCUGCUUGUGCCACUCUGAGCUAAACUGUAAUAUUUUCGCAUGCAGUAGUAGUUUGCAUAUUACUGCAAUAUCUGUUUUAGAACUAUUUUUAUUUAUUACCUCUCUUUACAGGACUGAAUAUACAUACAUUAGAAUAGGGUAACAUUUUCUUCUCAUUAUGUGCCAGAAAUUUCUACUUGUAGUUGGAUGUUGAAAUCAUUUAUACCUUCUUCUCUCAUCAUGCCAUCUUGUUGACCCUAUGCAGCUAUUUUCUAUCGAAAAGUUCAUGUAGAUUUGGGAGGAAAAUUGCUGAUGAAAAUGAAAAAAACAAUGACAGAAGUCGUCCACUGCUAGUAUUUGAAUUGGAUAUGAGAUUAAUUACCAUUCAUAUAAAAGUGGGCAUAGAUUUGCACUCUGCAGUAUAUUCUGGUUUCAGGAUUUCAAUUAAAAAUCUAGAAUUCCAAGUCUGAAAAUAUAAACCCAUUUUUAACUAGAUUUCACCAGUACUUUAGCUCCUGAUUAUAAUUUUAUUCAUCCAGCUGGUUUAUGGAAGGCCAGUGGUUCUUCCCGCGUGCUUGCCAAUGAUGAAAUAAUGCUUGGAGGGGCACUUUUGGUCUUCUGCCCCCAUGAAAAGCUGAUAAAGUCACCAUAUGAUAUAGAAUUUUAAUUAUGUGAUGUUAAAACCAACCAAAAAGCAUCGUAUUCAAGAUGAUAGAUUUAACCCUUAUUCAAGUCUAUCUAGCUAAUUUUUUCAAGUUGAUCUGGUAUAAUUGGCAGUCGUAAGAAAAGAUUAUGUCUGAUUUUUAAAUACGUACAUUUUUCAUUUUAUUUAAUGUUCUUAUAUUCUACAUGUUUAUAUUGACCAUUACACAUUCAAUGCAAACAUAUAUAUGUUAUCAUGUUCUUCAUACAUAUAUUCAUUAUUACACAUUUUUAUUACAUAUGUGUUUACACAUUAGAAAGGACCAUUCAGCUAAAUUGUUCUUUUUUUCAAGAUGUUCAAGUCAUAUUUUUUAUAUAAAUUUGUAGGAGUAAAUUGAAUUAUAAAUAUACAUACUUGUUACGAUUUAAGGACAGGAAAGAAUUAAUUUAUUGAAAUUUGUAAAUCUCUGAAGUUAAAAAGUUCAGCCAGAUGGUUCCUAUAAUGUGUAGACACUCGUAUUGUAUAUUUUACCGGUUUAUAUAUUAUGUAUCAGAUAUAUAGGCAUUCCAUAUAUAUUUUUAUAUUCUUUAUGUAGACAUUCCAUAACUGCAUUUAUCGCCAAGAUAUUUUAAAUGUUUUUAAGAGGGAAAGGCAUCGUUGUUGUAGUUGGUCUUCUUUCUGCAAUGUCUUCUUAAAUCAUUCAAGGCAGUGAAAGAAUUUUCAAAAUCGGCUUAGUAAUGAGACGAUUAUUGUCACUUCAGUAUUUUAAUAGUUAUGGCAGCCAUUUUGUUUCCUGUAAAUGUAAAACAAAGAGAUUUAAUUCAUUUUGAGAUAUCUAUUUGAAUUAUAUGAUCCUUCAUACUGUCAAAUGAUUUCUCUACUUUUCCAGCUAGAAUAAACGACAUUAUCAUGUUUAACAUGUUCAACUUUAGCACUUAAUCAAAGUGUAUUUUCUUAAUAUAGAAGUAAGCGGUAUGUAAGUGACAUCAUAAACACACUAAAAUGGCUGCCUCCAUGGUUAGCCAUUUUCAUAGAUUUCAAAAUCUCAAUAGUUGUCAGAUUUUAAACAUUCCUCAGUGUUAUGAAUGGUUGAACAAUGAUUUUCAUACAAAAUCAACUUAUAUUAAGGCAUGCCUUCCCCUUUAAGUUAUAUUUUGACAUAUUAAUUACAUAUUGGAAGUAUGACAUCAUUUGUGACGUCAUUUUAAUAUUUGGUGACACCAUUUUCAAUAAUUCAGCAUUAAUAUAUUCAAUUGUAUUCAAGUGAAAACACAAAAUAGCUUUUUUAGAUGCAUGUGUCAUUAAAAAUAUCAUAAGCUUCACACCAAGAAAUAUGUAUUCGGUCUUUCGGAGUUUUAAUGUGCUCAUUACAUCAUGUAAAUUAAUACAUACAUUUGUACAUAAAACUGUUGCUAAGAUAUAUUUGUCAGGGAAAAAACAUCUUAGUCGAAAAAACAUUUUGGUAUUAAAAGAUCAUACUUCAAAAUUUCAUUAACAUGAUAAAAUGUGCAGCAUGUGAGAAUUGAUAACAAAGUUCUUGAAAAAAUGGUGAAAAAAUAAUGAUGAAAUUUUUUGUAUUUGGGAUGUUCUGUUUAUAAAAAUUGACUUUUCUAGAUAUCUCUGAUUUUGUUUUCCAGAAAUAUAGUUCUGAAUAUAUGGAAAAAAAUGAUAAUGCUGAAUAAAAAAAGGUUGUAAAUGCAGAUCCAUUUCAGAUGUUGAAUGUAGCUAUGGAAUCUUGUUUUUAUUAGCUCGACUAUUCGAAGAAUAAGUAGAGCUAUCCUACUCACCACGGCGUCGGCGUCGGCGUCACACCUUGGUUAAGUUUUUCGUACCAGUCCACAUUUUGACAAAGUCUUUUGAGAUAAAGCUUUGAAACUUUCAACACUUGUUUACCAUCACCAUGGCCAGUUAUAGGCAAGAGUACAUAACUCCAUCAGGGAUUUUGGCUGAAUUAUGGCCCCUUUUGACUUAGAAAUCAUGGUUAAGUUUUUCGUACCAGUUCAUAUUUUGACAAAGUCUUUUGAGAUAAAGCUUUGAAACUUUCAACACUUGUUUAUCAUCACCAUGUCCAGUUAUAGGCAAGAGUACAUAACUCUGUCAAGGAUUUUGGCUGAAUUAUGGCCCCUUUCGACUUAGAAAUUUUCGUACCAGUUCAUAUUUUGACAAAGUCUUUUGAGAUAAAGCUUUGAAACUUUCAACACUUGUUUACCAUAGCCAUGUCCAGUUAUAGGCAAGAGCACAUUACUCCAUCAAGGAUUUUGGCUGAAUUAUGGCCCUUUUUGACUUAGAAAUCUGGGUUAAGUUUUUCGUACCAGUUCAUAUUUUGACAAAGUCUUUGAAGACAAAGCUUUGAAACUUUCAACACCUGUUUACCAUCACCAUGUCCAGUUAUAGGCAAGAGUACAUAACUUCAUCAAGGAUUUUGGCUGAAUUAUGGCCCCUUUUGACUUAGAAAUCUUGGUUAAGUUUUUCGUACCAGUUUAUAUUUUGUGUAAAGUGUUUGACAUAUGGCUUUGAAACUUUAAUCACUUAUUCAGUAUAAUAGUCUCUAUCUGUAGGAAAGAGUACAUAACUCUGUCAUAUAUUUUGGCUUAAUUAUUGCCCUUUUUGGACUUGCAAAAUUGGUUCUGAUUUCAUACAAGUCCACGUUUUGUCAGAACUAUUUGACAUAUGGCUUUUAAACUUUGAACACUUGUUUAUCAUCAUGAUUUCCAUCUGUAGGGAAGUGUACAUAACUCUGACAACUAUUUUGGCUGAAUAAUGGCCCUUUUUGGAUUUUGAAAUUUGUUCACACAUUGCCAUUUAGUGCAGGACUUAUCAAAAUCCACAAAUAUGGGAACAUUGUUUGUCUAAUGUAUUUUUUUCUUUUGUCUGAAUAUCUGUAGAAAUAUUUUGACCCCAUUCUUCAAUCAAUUCUUCGAAUAGUCGAGCGCGCUGUCAUCCGACAGCUCUUGUUUAAUGUGUUAUAGGUAUGGCUGUAGCUGAUUUUUUAUAUAGUUUAUUAAGUGCAUACGUAAUUAUGUGUUUUUAGUUUGCUUUAGAAUCAGUUUAAGCUAAAUAAAUGUUUAAAAAUA